Molecule: messenger RNA, 348 nt
Organism: Apiotrichum porosum
Lineage: Eukaryota; Fungi; Basidiomycota; Tremellomycetes; Trichosporonales; Trichosporonaceae
Exons: 3
Coding region: 1-348 (115 amino acids)
Source: RefSeq, a predicted model, not a curated record
AUGGCGUCCAAGAAGACCCUCGGCACGCCCGUCACACCCCCGCGCACCACCUACAAGCGCAGCACGUUUGCCGUGCCCUCCCCGCUCGCGCUGCCGGCGUCGUCCGAGGCGUGCAGUGCGCAAUGUACCUGCGCGAACGUAAAGCCCAAGGCCUGGAACAAGACCUCGUCGCCAAAUAAGCAGCGCCGUACCGACCCCAGUACCGGCGGUACACCCUCGGCGUCACCUUGGACGCCUAGUAGGCUGCUCGCACCGCCGCCACAGAUCACCGUCUCUGCAAUCCGCGUGCCCCGUCCGGCAUUCUUCUCCAAGCGCCAGACCAUGAAGAGGAGCAAGACCAUGCCGUAA